Molecule: messenger RNA, 1298 nt
Organism: Leptopilina boulardi
Lineage: Eukaryota; Metazoa; Arthropoda; Insecta; Hymenoptera; Figitidae
Gene: Spf45
Product: splicing factor 45
Exons: 4
Coding region: 72-1220 (382 amino acids)
Biological process (GO): mRNA cis splicing, via spliceosome; alternative mRNA splicing, via spliceosome
Cellular component (GO): precatalytic spliceosome
Molecular function (GO): RNA binding
Source: RefSeq, a predicted model, not a curated record
UCACAAUGGCCGUCAAACAGAAAAUGACACUUCGUGUUUAACAAAAAUAAUUCAUUUAUAGUGAAAAUAAAAUGUCACUGUACGACGAUUUUGAUAAACAUCGUGCAUCAGAAAAAGUAGCCGGCUGGUCAUCGGGUAUAAAAUUACUACAAUCGCAAUUACAAUUAAAAAAAGCGGCGACAACACAGCCAAAAAGAGAACAAUAUAGAAAAGCAAGUGCAGUAUUAGCGCCUGUUAUUGAUUUAAAAUCAAAAUCAAGAGAAACAGAACGCGAUGAUGAACAAGUAAUAUCGAGUCCUCUUGUUAGUGGAGGCGGUAAUAAUAUUGGUAUUGCGAGUGAAUUUGAUUGGAAUGUUGUUAAUGAAUAUGAUCCCAUGUGGCCUAAUGAAUAUGAAAAAGUUGUUAAAGAAUUACGUGACAUUAGAGACAGGGAACAUGAUCAGGAGAGUGAAUUACGAAAACGUAGACGAGAUAGUACACGAUUUGAGGAUGUUCAGCAACAGCUUCCAGUGGGAAAUACAAUGAUUCCUCCCGAGAGAGAUGAGGAGAGAACGCCAACAUCGAGAGCAAUGCAGGGCGGUGCUGCAAUUGCGCCUCCUCCAUCGUUACAAGAGCACACUGAUGCUCCGCCAUUAUUUUCAAAACAAAACAAUAAUCUUGGUAUUAAUUCAAGUUCAAUUGCAGCGAAAAUAAUGGCAAAAUAUGGUUUUAAAGAGGGUCAGGGUCUUGGUAAAAAAGAACAGGGAAUGUCAGUUGCGUUACAAGUUGAAAAAACAAGUAAACGAGGCGGUAGAAUUGUCAGUGAACGUGAACAAUUAAUGCCACCUCCGCCACCAGUUCCAAUUUCACCACCUCCAAUGCAACAACAACAACAACAAAUGCCACCACCUGAGGAGCCAAGUAUUACGGAAAUAAUGAAAUCACCAAGCAAGGUGGUGCUCUUGAGAAAUAUGGUGGGACCAGGUGAAGUUGACGAGGACCUAGAACCAGAAGUAAAAGACGAAUGCAAUACAAAAUACGGUGAUGUGGCGCGAGUAAUAAUUCAUGAAGUUCGCGAAGCACCAGCCGAGGAGGCUGUAAGAAUAUUCGUUGAAUUCAAAAGGAUAGAGAGUGCAAUUAAAGCGGUGGUUGAUUUAAAUGGACGAUUUUUUGGUGGAAGAAACGUAAAAGCUGGUUUUUAUUCCAGUGAAAAAUUAGACAAUCUUCAAUUGCUUGACUAAAAAAAAAAAAGAAAAAUUCGUCGGUUUUUUAAAAUUAAGGUAUUGUAUUUUUAAAAUAAAUCUUAAAAAUUCAUAAAA